Alternaria infectoria is the source of this 987-nucleotide messenger RNA. RefSeq lists its product as uncharacterized. NCBI's taxonomy places the organism in Eukaryota, Fungi, Ascomycota, Dothideomycetes, Pleosporales, Pleosporaceae. The coding region runs from base 1 to 987 and encodes 328 amino acids. The record is from RefSeq and is a predicted model, not a curated record. The transcript has 2 exons.
AUGAAGUUCUUCGCUAUCAUCGCUGCUGCUCAGCUCGCCACUGCUCUUCCUUUGGCCAAAGAGGAUGACUCCAAGGCCUGCUCCGGUGAUGCCUUGGGCUCUUCUGUUCCAGCGGUCCCUGGCAUGAAGCGCACCUUGUUCGACGACGUUCUUGGCAAGCCCGCGAAGGACGAGGAGGAGAAGGAGAAGCCUGAGGAGGAGGAGAAGGAGGAGAAGGAGCCUUCUUACUACGUCACUCCCUCCAAGGAGGACUUGAGCUACGACGAGCUCAAGCCCGAGAUGGAGGAGUCCUACGAGGCCAUCCCCAAGGAGACCGAAGAGUCUACUGACGAGCUUGAGUCUUACGACGAGGUUCUCUCCAAGAGGACUCUCGGCGACUUGUUCGGCAUGGACGACGAGGACUCUUACGAGGAGACCAAGCCCGAAGCCACCAGCUCCGCCUACGAGGCUAAGCCCACGCCCAGCCAGGGUUACGAGCACGCUCCCAAGCCUUCCAUGGCCUAUGAGCAUGUUCCCGAGCCCAGCAAGGCCUACGGCGCUGUCCCCACCCCCAGCAAGGAGGCCUACGAGCACGUUCCCACUCCCAGCCAGGCUUACGAGCACGUUCCUGAGCCCAGCAAGGCUUACGGUGCUGUUCCCACCCCCAGCAAGGAGGCUUACGAGCAUGUCCCCGAGCCCAGCAAGGCCUACGGCGCUGUUCCCACCCCCAGCAAGGAGGCUUACGAGCACGCUGAGCCCAGCAAGGCCUACGGCGCCGUCCCCACUCCCAGCAUGGUCCACGAGUACACCAAGCCCAGCAUGGUCCACGAGAAGCCCACCCCUUCCUUCGGCUCUUACGAGUCUGCCCCCACCCCUGUCAAGGACACCUACGAGUCUUACCCCGCUGAGGACUCCUACGAGGAGGGUACUGAGGAGGAGACCGAGGAGGAGACUGAGGGCGGUGACAUGUUCGGUGACCUUCUCGGUGGCAUCUUCGGCAAGAACUAA